AUGGACCCCAUAAUUCCUCCCGCGGGGGACCUAUCCUCCGAAAAAGCAGCGCCGCUCUCCCUCCCCCUCAAACGCGAAGAGCUCAUCGCCUCCCCCUCUUCAAGCGCCAACCAACGCCGGUAUACCACAAUCUCGAUCCCGAGCACCUACGGCCAGCAAAACUCGAACACAUCUCCCGGAACAGUGGUCGGAAUAGUCCUCGGCAGCGUGGGCGGCUUCGUCCUCCUCCUCUACCUAAUCAUCAUUGCCCUGAAUCCCAGCGGCUUCGCGCGAGACGGAGGCUUAUCCGUCGACGAAGAGAUCGUCAUACGCAGCCGGCACGGAACGCUAUCCUCAAGCCGUCCAUCCAGCCGUCGGCGCCGCAGCGAUGUCGUCGAGGUGGUUGAGGAGCGCGAUAGUCGCCGGCCGCUGUCGUCACGAUACCGUCGCGAGCGGGACUCGGAUCGCAUUGUUGUCGAGGAGUCCGUCACUGCUACGACGACUACAGAUGAGAAUGAUCUCGUGGAGGUUGUUGAAGAAGAAUCCUCGGUGGUUUCGUCGGUAUCCACUGUGCCGAGGAGGCACCAGCGCAAUUCGAGUGGGAGGGGUGCUUAUCGCAGUGUUGAUCCCCGCGAGUAUGGAGGUGGGAGCUCGUAUGCCAGUCGGUAUCGGUGA
This is a messenger RNA of Penicillium lagena, 654 nucleotides long. RefSeq lists its product as uncharacterized. The record is from RefSeq and is a predicted model, not a curated record. Bases 1 to 654 code for a protein of 217 amino acids. The transcript has a single exon. Lineage: Eukaryota; Fungi; Ascomycota; Eurotiomycetes; Eurotiales; Aspergillaceae.